This is a messenger RNA of Colletotrichum phormii, 954 nucleotides long. RefSeq lists its product as uncharacterized. Bases 1 to 678 code for a protein of 225 amino acids. The transcript has 3 exons. The record is from RefSeq and is a predicted model, not a curated record. Gene Ontology annotation, molecular function: lyase activity. Lineage: Eukaryota; Fungi; Ascomycota; Sordariomycetes; Glomerellales; Glomerellaceae.
AUGUCCAUCCGCUCUCACAGAACGAAGUCAUAUGGCAUGCCCCUCUUCGCUCUCGCCCUGAAUCUCUCCUGGGAACUCAUAUACGCGGCCCGCGUCGCCGAACACCCUCUCGAACGUCUCGGCUUCCUCGUCUGGCUCCUCCUCGACGUACCGCUCGUCUACACGACUCUGAAGAACGCGAAAUAUGAGUGGCGCCACGCGCCGCUUGUCGCGCAGAACAUUGGCGCUAUACUUGCGGUCAUGGUCGCCCUUGGAGCCGCGGCGAACUACGCCAGCAAGUGGUGGGCCGGACGGGAGGGGUUCGACUGUACGGAGCUCGCGUUCUGGACGGCCGGUCUGGCGCAGUUCGCCGUUGGGACUGGGUGUCUUGCCAUGUUGCUCGUCAGGGGCCACUCUGGGGGCACAAGUUAUGCGAUCUGGUUCUGCAGGGCACUUGGCACCCUCACCGGCUGGAUUGGAUCAACCGGUCUGCUUUGGUGGUACUGGCCAGAGCCCCAUGGUUUCUUCGUCAACCCCAUGGGCAUCUUCCUCAUGACGACCUGUUUGGCUUGCGACAUUGCGUACCCGUUCAUUCUCGCCGUAGUGCGGAGAAGUGAGCAGGUCCUCUCGGACGGCAGGCUUGUUUCUGGAAUAUCGGUCAAGCAGUCAGCCGCGCCAAUAAUGAAGAAAAGGCUAUGAUUUCGGGAAUAACAUGGAGGAGCACGAUACUCGUCGAUGAAGAGUUCUUGGCCCGGGUUUCCGGCAAGUAGCGUCACUUAUUCAUCGGCUGCCACUCUGCUAGACUUGGGCCCUUGAAUGAGAUAACGAUAGAACUUUGGUAGAACCGUAGAAAUCUGAAGAUGGCCUGGUGAUAUUCGAGACCCCUACCGACCGAGGUAGCGUCGGCCGCCGAGACUCCAGACGCCCGUUAUCUGUCACCGAUGUGGAUCUACUGGCCGGCUUGAAAACCUCGAG